Frankliniella occidentalis (western flower thrips) is the source of this 1150-nucleotide messenger RNA. Its product is annotated as gamma-glutamylcyclotransferase-like. The record is from RefSeq and is a predicted model, not a curated record. Gene Ontology annotation, molecular function: gamma-glutamylcyclotransferase activity. The transcript is spliced from 4 exons. The coding region runs from base 118 to 912 and encodes 264 amino acids. NCBI's taxonomy places the organism in Eukaryota, Metazoa, Arthropoda, Insecta, Thysanoptera, Thripidae.
UUGCGUAUCUUUCGAGUUUUGAGAGGAGAGGGGGAAGAGUUUGUUUUGGUUUGUUUACCAAAGUCGUCAGCUGACAAUGCAGACAGCCCUUUGGCAACACACAUUCCCUCCCAGAUUAUGAACAUCCGCGUGACAGUAGCCUCGUUAGGUUUUAAAUUUAAGAGUAUUUAUUCUCGUAUUGGUAGCACAGUUGCAAGUACAGACAGCAGACCUCCGAGCGGCGUACUCAAGUGUCAUUGCAAAUCAAGAAACCCACUGAAAACAGCCACCCUCUUCUGCUCCGCGACGGACUCGGCCACCUCGGCGACGACCGGUGGCGGCGUCAGCGGCGUUAUCCCCGGCGAUGGCCCCGGCGACGGCAAGUUCCUCUACUUCGCGUACGGCAGCAACCUGCUGGCCAGGCGGCUGCACCUCAUGAACCCCACGGCGCAGCGGCACGGCAUCGGCGAGCUCCGGGACUACCGCCUAGACUUCAGCACGCCCGCGUCCAAGCGCUGGGGCGGGGCGCCCGCGACGGUGGUGCCGGACCCGGGCGAGUCGGUGUGGGGCGCCAUCUGGUCGCUGGACAUCGAGGACCGCGACCACCUGGACGAACAGGAGUCGGUCGGGUCCGGGCUGUACGACGUGUUCAACGCCACGGUGCGCGUCGCGGGCGGCGGCGUGCUGCAGUGCCGCUGCUACCUGAUGCGGGAGGUGCCGCCCCGGCUGGCGCCCGGGGAGGCGCGGCCCGCCGCCCGCCAGCCCUCGCUCGUCUACAAGCAGGUCCUGCUGCACGGCGCCCGCGAGUCGGGCCUGCCCGCCGAGUACGUCGAGCGCAUGCAGGCCGUGCAGGACAACGGGUCGGCAGGGGCGUCGCCGCCCAUCUCGCUGGACAGUCUGCAGCAGCAGCAGCCCGCGCAGGCCGCGUGUUGAGGCAGGCCUACGGGCAGCCCGUGCUGCACGGAAACCUGAUCCCCACCACCGACCGACCGACCCGGCCUUGCACGUCGUCAACACCGGAUAAAACUGUAUCGACUGACUUCUCUCUUCCUUUCUGCUCUUCACCUGUGGCAAAAUCACCCGACAACAAAAAAACAAAGCCUGAUUAUGAUAAGAUGUUGAAAAGAGUGUUUUUGCAUGACAAUAAAAAAUAAUUACCCAAGUUCCUAAA